Molecule: messenger RNA, 639 nt
Organism: Octopus bimaculoides (California two-spot octopus)
Lineage: Eukaryota; Metazoa; Mollusca; Cephalopoda; Octopoda; Octopodidae
Product: sterile alpha motif domain-containing protein 15
Molecular function (GO): protein binding
Source: RefSeq, a predicted model, not a curated record
AGGGGAUGGAGAAGAGAGUCCAGCCGAGCCAGAUCUUACUUUCCUCACCUGGACGACAGAAGAUGUUGCAGACUGGAUUAAAAACAUGGGAUUCCCUUUCUAUCAGGAUUGCUUCAUUCAAAAUUAUGUUGAUGGCAAGAAACUGAUCAUGGCUGAUGCCUCGACUUUAUGUAAAUUAGGAAUCAGAGAUUUCCAGGAUAUCAAAACCAUUGCAUAUCAGAUCCGAAUGUUAAUUUCUCUUGAGGAGCCAGACUGGAACCGAAGUAUCUCUUUGCCACCCCGCAGUGACUGGGGUAUGUUUCUGGAAAUGAAAAGCAAGACAGGCAAGAAAACCGAAGAGAUGGAAUUUGAGAAAUUCAGAACUGAUCAUAAGGAUGUGAUUUGGCAGCCGCCUCUUGAUAAUUCUGGUAAAAUACAAACAUGUUUUAGGGAAAAACAUGUAAGCUACCAGGAAGCAACGACUUCUUCAGAAAGUGAAGGACAACAGACAAUAAGUUCUGCUGCUGAUUAAAUUUUAAAUUGGACAAAACAAGAAUUUUACUGUAAUUUUAUAUUUUUUUUAACACAAAGUCAAUAAUUUUCUAUCAUAUAUUUUUAUCAUAGUAUUUCCCAUAAAUACACACAAAUUUCAGAACUUUC